Humulus lupulus (European hop) is the source of this 1219-nucleotide messenger RNA. RefSeq lists its product as uncharacterized. The record is from RefSeq and is a predicted model, not a curated record. The coding region runs from base 416 to 979 and encodes 187 amino acids. The transcript has 2 exons. Lineage: Eukaryota; Viridiplantae; Streptophyta; Magnoliopsida; Rosales; Cannabaceae.
UUUGUUCGAGCUUUACAGCAAACCUGAACCCGCAGCUCCUUCGAGCAAGAAAAAAUGGAGUAGGCAACACCACGGAGAAAGCAGCAAGAACCCUGCGGCAGAAAAAGAUUGGACCGGGGAUCCUCCAGUGCCAAUUCCUUCCAAGGAAAUAACACCUCCUCCAGCUCCCCUCGACCAGACGUCUCCCUAGCCCCCGUCAACCAAACCCGUCCUCCAGCACCUCCUGACCAGACACCUCCUGAUCAAACAGGAGACGUCUUGACAAACAUCGUGCUUAGUUUGGCCAAAGAUAGGAUGAUUAAACUGUUGCGGCACCGACAUAACCGAGAAGCCAUCAUCGGUACCGACUCCAUCGAGGGAGUUCUAACUAUGACCGCCAGCUGGCGCCGCUUGGGAGCCCUGAUCGCUCAACUUCAUGCAUUCGAGGUUAACACAUGCUGAGGAGCUCAAGACGACUGAGGCCAAAUAUACCGAGCAACUCAAAGGAGUCGAGAAGACAAACACCAAACUGCUCGAGCAGAAGGCCAAGUUGGCUGAAGAACUGGACCAGUUCAAGGAUGCCCUGACCAAAGCCAUUGGAGAAAAAGAGAAGUAUAAGGAGGCUUCUGUACUUAACUUCAGGGAAGACACCAAGCUCCAAGAUGAUCUGGUCAUAAGAAGAAAGGAGAUUGAGGGGUUGGAGGAGCGCAUCAAAGAGCUCGAGGAGACCAAUGCCAGCAAUCUGGAGAGGUACAAGGGAGCCAUUUUCAAAUGCUUCUAUGCAUUCUGGAACCAUAACCGUGAGGCAGACUUCAGCUAUCUCUCAGAGCGUAUGAGGCAAUAUGAGAUAAACAGGUGCCUUGCUUGCCUUGAAGAGGAGGAGAGAGCGAAAGUCCCAGCCUCUCCCGAAAUCUCCUUGGCUACGAGCAUUGAUGGCGUGGAAGAGGAAAUUGGGGCCUCCUUUGACCAAAAAACUCCUCAAGACCCUCCCGCUUCAUAAUUUUUUUAUGUUUUUAUUUAACUUUGUAAUUUGGGACACCCGGACCUUGGUUCAUAGUGUCGAGACAAUUCAUAUUUUUAUUGUUGCACGUGCAGCUUUUCCUUUUAACAGACAAUUACAUCAAAGCAGUAACUGCUCACGGUGUAAAGGAUUUCUCUUUUGAUAUUAUAAUACUUUAACUUUAUAACAUCUGUUAGCAUGACCAGACUUAGCAUAACACUUUGGUUUGAUUUAACAAAA